CCUUAACGCUAGCGACUUCGCUUGCCGACUCAUUAUUUGGUGCCAUGGCCGACGGCGGCGGAAGAGCGAGGCCGAACAUCCUGGUGACCGGGACGCCGGGGACGGGGAAGACGACGACUUGCUCGCUCCUCGCAGAAGCCACCAACCUCCGCCACAUAAACGUCGGCGAGCUCGUCCGUGCGAAGGAUCUCCACGACGGCUGGGACGAGGAGUUCGAGUGCCACAUCAUUAACGAGGAUCUGGUGUGCGAUGAAAUCGAGGAUAAAAUGGAAGAUGGUGGUAACAUUGUGGACUAUCAUGGAUGUGAUUUUUUCCCAGAACGUUGGUUUGAUUGUGUGGUGGUUCUUCAGACUGACAAUUCUAUUUUGCACGACCGUUUAAGUAGCAGAGGAUACAUGGGUCCGAAGCUUAUGAACAAUAUCGAAUGCGAGAUCUUCCAAGUCCUACUAGAGGAGGCCAAGGCGAGUUAUGCCGAAGAAAUUGUAGUAGCAUUGCAGAGUGACACUGUCGAAGAUAUCAGUAGGAACGUAGCCAAUCUGACCGAAUGGGCUGCUAAUUGGACUCCUCGUUGAUUCUGUCAAUACGAUAUGGUCAUUGUAGCUUCUGAGUGCAUCUAUUCUGUGUGACAUAACGCUGAAGAGCGAUUAGUUAGGAAGGUUAGUGACCAAAUAAAUGUUGGUUCCAAGAGUUUGUAGUUUGUACGUGCGAUAUUUGCUAUUUAGUAUUUUGCUGUCAA
This is a messenger RNA of Zingiber officinale, 736 nucleotides long. Its product is annotated as adenylate kinase isoenzyme 6 homolog. Gene Ontology annotation, molecular function: ATP hydrolysis activity; ATP binding; AMP kinase activity. The record is from RefSeq and is a predicted model, not a curated record. The transcript has 3 exons. Lineage: Eukaryota; Viridiplantae; Streptophyta; Magnoliopsida; Zingiberales; Zingiberaceae. Gene Ontology annotation, cellular component: nucleus; cytoplasm. The coding region runs from base 45 to 572 and encodes 175 amino acids.